CCUCGAGAAUCAGCAUUCUUCUCAAAACGAGCUCGACCACCGACCAGUAUAGAUGGAUCAGCAUGUCUUGUGGAGUGUUGUGUCGUUUUGAGCGCUUCAGCGAGAUCUUCCUACCAGCGGAAAUCCGUCGCGUAACAACUAGUAACGUCGAGGUGAUACAUCCUAUUACCAGAGAGACGCUACUCUUCAAGUCACCGGAAGACGAACGCUCGAAUCCGACAGACCUCGACGUCGUGCUGAAUGUGGCACCCGAAGGCAAGAGGGUCAACAUCAGUUGUCCCGUGCUCGUGCCGGACGUCAAAUCGGACAAUACGUUCGUGCAGUGCGUGAUUGUCGACAAGAAGUACAAACCGUUGCGAGUGAAGGUGCAGUUUUCCGACGGCACGGCUGCUUGGUUGGCGCGUCACGAAAUCCGAGUCAUGGAAUCGCCUUGGGCACGACUCGUCGACGACGCCGCGAUGCAGAAGAGAAAGCGGAAGAAGUCGUGUGAAGAAACGAGCACGAAAUACAAAAAGGGAGACAUCGUGAAACUACCACACGGAGUUCUAAAAAAGUACAAUGGGCAACAAUGGCGACGCUUGUGUGCCAAGCCCAGAUGCAUGAAGGAGAGUCAGCGUCGCGGAUUCUGCGCACAACACCUGACGAGUCAACGAAAAGCGGCAAACAACUCUGUAAACAGCCCAUUCAUGGAGCCGACCGAGAGAUCAUGCAUACCGACGGAUACGACAGACUCGAAGGAGAAACGGCUAGACGAAGAUUUGGCAGCCGCAAGCGCGUUAGUCGCGAUGGGCAGUCAGGCAACGAACAGACGAGAGUCGAGCUCGAGUUUGAGCUGUGAAGUCGGGAACACAAACGUGUCGAGGGUCAUGCCGUCGCCUUUCGGUUUCUCUACACCGUUCUAUCCCCAUCACUCAAUCGACUCGAACACCGCCUUCUUGCGAGCCAGUUUUGCAGAGCAAUUGGGACUCGGACGGUUUGUGGUGAUGCCUUUUGCGCCCUACGUCUUCGGCGGAAUUCGGUCCCCUGUUGACUCGCUGAAGCUGACAAAACAAGCGGCAAUUCAAUUGGAUUUGGUGUCAAACGUGUCUUUGGAAUUUGACAAUCGCAAACGUGUAAUCUAGGGUGAUUUUAGCUCGGACUUGGAGUAGAAUUUUACAUGCGCAUAAUAGAAUUACUGGCUCGUAAAUAGAUUUAUCUCUAGUUUCUUUUACUUUGUUUUGUUUUGCAAGAUGUAGAUAUGUCAAAUGUUUGCAAUUGGUUUCAGUUUGA
Corticium candelabrum is the source of this 1269-nucleotide messenger RNA. RefSeq lists its product as uncharacterized. The record is from RefSeq and is a predicted model, not a curated record. Gene Ontology annotation, molecular function: RNA polymerase II transcription regulatory region sequence-specific DNA binding; DNA-binding transcription factor activity, RNA polymerase II-specific. Lineage: Eukaryota; Metazoa; Porifera; Homoscleromorpha; Homosclerophorida; Plakinidae. The transcript is spliced from 3 exons. Gene Ontology annotation, cellular component: nucleus. Bases 63 to 1121 code for a protein of 352 amino acids. Gene Ontology annotation, biological process: regulation of transcription by RNA polymerase II.